AUGUCGGGUCAGUCGAUCACGGACCGGAUCACCGCAGCCCAGCACAGUGUCACCGGCUCAGCUGUUACCAAGGCAGCCUGUAAAGCCACCACACAUGAAGUGAUGGGCCCCAAGAAGAAGCACCUUGAUUACUUAAUCCAAUGUACCAAUGAGAUGAAUGUGAACAUACCACAAAUGGCAGAUACUCUGUUUGAAAGGGCAACAAACAACAGCUGGGUUGUGGUGUUUAAAGCUUUAAUCACAACGCAUCAUUUGAUGAUGUAUGGGAAUGAGCGUUUUAUACAGUAUUUGGCUUCAAGAAAUACUUUGUUCAACUUAAAUAAUUUUUUGGAUAAAAGUGCCAUGCAAGGAUAUGACAUGUCCACUUUCAUCAGACGGUAUAGCAGAUAUCUUAAUGAAAAAGCACUCUCAUACAGACUAAUGGCAGUUGACUUCACCAAAAUGAAAAGAGGGAUGGAUGGAGUAAUGAGAACAAUGAAUACAGAGAAAUUGCUGAAAACUCUGCCUCUUAUACAGAAUCAGCUGGAUGCCCUCCUAGAUUUUGACGCAAAUCCAAAUGAGCUGACAAAUGGAGUAAUAAAUGCUGCCUUUAUGCUACUGUUCAAAGAUUCAAUCAGGCUUUUUGCUGCCUACAAUGAAGGGAUCAUCAACUUACUGGAGAAAUACUUUGAUAUGAAGAAAAACCAGUGCAAGGAAGCCUUAGACAUCUACAAAAAAUUUCUGGCUAGAAUGACCAAGCUGUCCGAAUUCCUCAAAACUGCAGAGCAAGUUGGAAUUGAUCAGGGUGACAUUCCAGAUCUUACUCAGGCACCAAGCAGUCUGCUUGAAGCAUUGGAACAGCAUCUAGCUUCCUUAGAAGGAAAAAAAACAAAAGAAUUUUCUGCAGCAAACAGAGCAACUACUCUAUCGAAUGCAGUCUCCACUCUUUCCAACACGGGGAUGUCUUUGAGUAAAGUUGAUGAACGGGAAAAGCAAGCAGCUCUAGAAGAGGAACAGGCUAGGCUACAAGCUCUCAAGGCAAAGUGCGAUGCUAUUCCAUCUGGAUUUGUGAUGCAGGAACAGCGACACAAAGAAAUGUCUGUGCUACCCCAGUCAGCAACAGCAUCCACAACUGUCUCUCCAAGCUCCACAUCAGGGAGAAGUAUCAGUACAGCUGCAACAGUUGAUCUGUUCUCAGUAGCUGCACCAGCAACAAAUGCAAACAGCGCCCCUAACUUGUCCAAUGAUAUCUUCAACCUCGAGUCGGCUUUUGUACCUACUGUACAGAGCACCCCAGCAAUAUCAACCUCAGUAGCUAACGCAUGGGGAGAUGUAUUCAAUUCUUUUCCUGAGCCAAGUCCUGCUACAUCUACAAACGUUGAACACUUUCCUGAGGUAGACAUCUUUAAUGCAGGUUUUGCUCCUCAACCAGCCCUACAGAUGAUGGUUCCGUCAACACUGAAUGUGGACUUCGAUUCUGUGUUUGGAUCCAAAUCAGGCCUCGGUGAUGCCAAGAAUGCAAGCGGUGAUAUAUUAAUGCCACAAUCAACUUCGCUUGCCAAAAAUGAAACGCCGCCAGUGAACCAGCAAAACAACAAACUACUAGCAAAUGAUUUGGAUUCAUCCCUUGCCAACCUUGUGGGCAAUUUGAAUUUCGUCGGAACUCCAUUGAAAAGAACGGAUCAGCAGUGGACCCAGAGUGGGGAAAGGAAAUUAACAGGAGGAACAAACUGGCAGCCAAAGACGACUACAUCAACAUCCUGGACUGCAAUGCCAAUGAAUGUCCCACCAAUGGGACCUGCUCCAGUGUCUUUCCCAGUGUCAACAUCUCAAGUGCCUGUAUAUGGAAUGGUACCUGCAGUAGGAACAUUGCCUGUGGUACCGCAGCAUCCAAUGAUGUAUCCUCAGCCUGUUAUGAGAGCAACUAACCCUUUUGCACCAGUUAACGGAGCUCAGUUGCAGUUCAUGUAGAGACAGCGAAACUGCAUCAACACAAGGUUCUGUAAGCACCAAAUACCUGGAUGAAGACAGAUGAAUAUGACCAAGACACGAGGCUUAUUCAUCAUUUAAAACUGUAACCGAACUUGCAAUAUAGUACUGAUUCCCAAUAUAAGUUCUAAUCAAAUGCAAAGCCUGUUUUGUGAAAAAAAAAUGCUGAGAAGAAUAUAGUCCAAUCUGUCUUUGGUCAUUGACCUACUGAACUGGCAUAAAUAGAUGUCAACAUUUAUUGACCUCUUCAGUGCAGCUUCUUUUCUUUGCUGAACAUAACUGAAGCUAUUCAUGAUUUUUAACAGCAGGAACAUGAAUGGAUGCACGAAAGAUUACUUAUAAAUAUCAGCAAUUGAACAGAAACCUGCAAAAAAAAUGCAAAAUCAUAGCUCAGCCUGGUUCAGAUAGAAUUUAUGAUCAAUUUAAAACUAUCUGAACUCUUGGAAAGGGUUUUAACUUUCAACUUGCUGUCGGUUAAAGAUUUCAAUUCAAAACUUUCAAAAUGAAAAUCCUACUAACAGUCCUGUCUACUUCCCAUUCCUUCUGACCAGUUUAGGCGUUCAUCCUCUUCUGACCACGUGCAUUAUAUUACACGUUUUUUGUCUGGCAACAGUUACUGGAUUAUCAUAUUGCUUCGCUAUGCAGAAUGUAAGUUUAUUUUUUGCAAUUAGUGAAAAGAAAAAUGACUUUUUUUAAUACUCGUGUUAUGGGGUGUUUAUUUUGAACAAUUUCGAAUCAUGAAGCAGCUAGCAUUUUUUUUAAGUUAUAGUCACCAAUCCAUCUCAUUAUUAAGGAUUAAAUCAGAGAAACGGACCAUUGUUGAAUUGACACAAUCUGGUUAAAGAAAGGUAGGGGGCAUUCUAUAAAUUCCACUUAAACCACUAAAUGAUAGAUCUCAGAUGUAGUCUAAUUAGGGGUGAUCUGUUUUGAUUACAGCUAAACUUGGCUUUUCCAAUAACAUUGCAAUCUAUUAGGUUUAGCAUGAUCUGCGUGAGAUGCAGUAGUUGUGCUUGCUCGUAACAGGUUGUAUCAUACUAUAGUUCCGAUACACAAGCUGAAUAUAUCAUGUGCAUAUGAAGCUACUGACCCUAAGGUGCACAUGCAUUUCUGGAUGUGUACAUUUCUUCAAAAUAGCUACUCCUUCCCCUUUAUCAGUUACUGAAAAGAAGUUAAUGUUGUGACUAUGAUUGCAAAAACCAUGACUGAAUAAUGUGGGUUUCCUUAUUUUGUACACCCCACUAACAAAAUUUGAAGAUAUUUGUGAUACUGAAACCUGUUUCCUAUUGACUUCAGCAGUAAAGUUGCAAAUAAAAUUAAAAGGUUCAAUACUAAUACACUUUUUUUUUUCCUCAACACCCUUUUCCAACUCCACAUAAAGUUUUUGGAACUGUUGCACAGUUUAACUAGCUUAAUUUGAAAAGCAUUUUUACAUGUUUUUGAUUUUUUGAGACUAUUUUGCAAGCCAGCUACACCUCUAAAAGGUCAACUGAGCAAUGGUCACCAAACAUUGGAAGUGCAAGAAUGUUGUUUUGAGAGAAUUGACCCACCAAAAGCAGACUAAGCAAUCCCAGCACUGAUGUGGUAUCCUGGAAAACUGUAGGAAGGCUAAGGUCAAUCUAACAACAUGGAUGUUAAAUGUGAAUGAACCUUGCAUUACAAUAUAAUAUUUUGUUAUUGAUCUGCACGUCUCCUAGGGAUGUAUUUGGUCUUAUUGAACUCUUUACCCGCGUCAAAAAUCUUGAUCAUUCUUUAAAGUAAUACAUUUCAGAAAAGUUAACGGGCAACCUGUGACUUUAAUGGGCGGCUUAUGAAUAACUCUGGGAAAAUUUGUCGUCUUUCACCCUCCCACAAAGUAUUGAAACAGUGACAACCAGCAAAUUUUUAACCAUACACCUUUUGAUGUUCACCUGCCCGUAAUCCUCAAGUUUUUCAAACUUGCAAAAGUAAUCCAUGUUGCACUGUUUGGUGCUUUACAUAUAAGAUGACAAAUCUAUUCAGCAGAGAAGACUGUUGAUCCUAUAGGUUGGAUUGUGAAUGUUGUAUAAAUCUCUGCUAACACAAAAUUGUCCAUAUGUAGCUGGUUACAAUUUCUUAAUAAACUUCUGUUGAAAUAUGUGAAUUUUGGUGUACAUACAGUACAGCUCUUCCUCAUUAACUUGCUGCAGUAACCCAAGAAGAUUUGUACAAAUUUAUCUGUUAAUUUAAAUUGUUAAAUGUUGUGACAAAUCAGGAAAACUACAUUUGUCCUAUACAAUUAUUUUUGAGGAUAAUCUAAUGUCAGUUUUCCCGUCUAAACCUAAUAUUUAUAAUUUAAUUGCAGACUCUGAAACCUUCAUAACGGGCAAUUUAAUAUCAUUAAAACUAUCAUGUUUUUGAUUUUUGCUUAUAGUUCACUUGUGCCAGAUAUUUUAACUGAAUUUUAUUUUUCUUCAUUUUCACACAAUUUAAAAAUAUACCUUUAGCACAGUUUAAUGAGGUUAGGGACAAGAGGGGAACAGGAUAAUGUACACUGUUUUUGUGCCAAAAGCCUUUGUUUGUUCUAGGUUUUCAUCUAAAUGUACAAAGUUUGAAGUAUUGUAGAAUUUCUCAAAGUACUUUUUUAAUUAAACAAAGCAAAGGUUUGCUCAAA
Molecule: messenger RNA, 4597 nt
Organism: Rhincodon typus (whale shark)
Lineage: Eukaryota; Metazoa; Chordata; Chondrichthyes; Orectolobiformes; Rhincodontidae
Product: phosphatidylinositol-binding clathrin assembly protein
Exons: 21
Coding region: 1-1950 (649 amino acids)
Biological process (GO): clathrin coat assembly; synaptic vesicle budding from presynaptic endocytic zone membrane; clathrin-dependent endocytosis
Cellular component (GO): clathrin-coated pit; extrinsic component of presynaptic endocytic zone membrane; clathrin-coated vesicle
Molecular function (GO): 1-phosphatidylinositol binding; SNARE binding; clathrin heavy chain binding
Source: RefSeq, a predicted model, not a curated record